Messenger RNA from Symbiodinium pilosum, 2477 nucleotides. The record is from the annotation of a GenBank genome assembly. Lineage: Eukaryota; Dinophyceae; Suessiales; Symbiodiniaceae.
GUAUCGCUGAAGAUCGCCGUCGCAAGCCUUUCGAUGAACAGUUGGACAACUUGUUGACCCAUUUCAAGGAGCAGCUUGUUCGUGCACAUGAGCGUGAUAUCGGCUGGCUAGUGGGGUCUGGAUCAUCCGCGGGCAGCAAAAAGAUGACCAGGGAUGAACUCAGCCCAUCAAUGCUCACAAAUUCCUUUCCCUUAUCGGAUGGACCAUGGACACGCAAUGCACUCCCAGAGCACGGAACUUUGCAACCAGAGCCGCCGCGGUGCAGUGCCGAAAUUGCGGUGGACAGGGAAGGAAGUAUUGGAAGCUAUUUGAGUUCGCGGGCCUCCAGACGAUCCCGUUUUCGCGCCGUUGCUGCAUUGGGCGAAAUAGGCUCAGAUGAGGUUUUGCCGCCGGCUGGUAGACUUGGUAUGCUGCGGGCAAGCUCCACCACAAGCGCUGUUUCACAAUGCAGCAUCACGACCUUGUCAGAAGCCACAGCGAACACGGCGGUUCUCAACUGGGCUGACAUAACAACUCGGCUGCUGAUGGAUAACGAUGUUCCUAUGUUCAAUCUUCACCCACGUUGGAAUAAUACUGCCUCGAGCACGCUGACACCUCGAGAGCUUCGCGAAUAUGAUGGGGACAACAUGCGAGCAUCGAGAUCUCUGGCUUCGGCAUCAAUAGAUUAUGAACCCGGCCCUGCCCGAGAAGGCGCAUGCAGCAUGCAUCCACACUCGAAUGCGCGACUGGCAUGGACAUUGUUGACUUUCUUGGCAUGGACGUUUGAGUUUAUAACGGUUCCACUUGAGCUAUCAAGCGAGAUUUCCAUUUACAACCGUCCACUACUUGCCUGGUGCCUGAUGUUCAUUUGGACGCUCGACAUUGUGCUUAGCUUCCGCACGGGGGUCUACGUGGAAGGGCGGUUGCACAUGGACUCCCAAACUAUAGCAUGCGAGUAUGCGAAGUCGUGGCUUCUUCUUGAUCUCAGCGUGGUGAUUGUGGAGUACGUUGCAGUCAUUACGCAGGACAUCAGCCCUUCAACAGUCUCUUUGUUGCGCAGCUUCCGUUUCUUCCGUCUAGUCAAGAUGCUGCGCUUCAAGAAGCUGCAUUCGAUGCUGAAUGAGAUUUUGUUCGAGCGAGCCAAGGUUCUUGCCGUCAACAUCUCCAUGUUCAAGACGUGUUUGGCAUACCUUGCUGGCCUGCAUAUUCUCGCAUGUAUUUGGCUGUUUUUGAGGACGUCGACCUCCCAGGGGAGAGACCUCUUUGCUCAGUAUGGAGUUGCUAUUGGUGAGUUAGCUGAUACAACCCAUGCCUACUUGAUUGCAAUCCACUGGGCUUUGGACUUCCUUCUCUGGUGUGAAAUUGAUGUGCUCGAAUCACAAACGGAUCAAGUCAUUGCUGCGCUAGCUCGCUUGAUAGGCUUCGUUGGCACCUCCAUUUUCCUAGCGCGAAUAGCCUUCCUGGUGCAGCAGUACGUGGACUCCAACUUGAACAACUUGCAAGAUGUCUGCAACCAUUUCUUGGAGACACAUGCCAUUUCUACCGACCUCUCUGUUCGUAUGAAGAAGUUUGUGAUUUCCUGUUACCAGCAGUCAUGGUUGGAGAGCAAACUGCAGGAGGAGCUGAAUCUGUUUGCGAAGAUGCCGAAGAAUUUGCAGACAGAUCUGUAUGAAGAGUCCCGUGGCCCUUUUCUUUCCAAAAGUUCCUUUAUGGCAGCCUUCCAGGAGCGCUUUCGUCCUUGCUUUCGCCACAUAUGCACAGAGGGGCUCACUGAGGUAGUUGCUCAACGGCAAGACGUUAUCUUCACUUCCGGCUAUCAUGGAAGCUCCAUGAUCUGUCUGGUAUCAGGGAUGUACAGCUACAAGCUGGCGAGGAAGCACACCUUGCUGGGACACCUGGGGCAGUUGUUAGCUCCCAGAACAUUGAGGGCAAGACAAAUAACGGUGGCGCCUGCGCGUUCAAUCUGUGAGAUAGCGCUUUGGACCAACUGGAUUCACACAGGCACUCUGCAGGUUGUUCAGAGCGGCUACUAUUACACAGUGCCGGCCGAUGUCCUGAGCAAUAUCAUCGCAGCUUAUCCAGAGGCCAACCGCACAGCCACAGCUCAUGGGCGUCUUGUGGUGAUUCAACUUCACCACGUACGCAACGACUGUACCGAUCUCACGCCUUUGGAGAUUGACUUCAACUCUUUGCGCAAGGUCACGGUAAAAUUUAUGACCGAGGGUCAUAUGGUGUUCUUGUCGCAUUUCAAGAAGGAAGCCGGGACGGAGGCAGCACUGAUGCAAGAUGCCCUAAUGAACAAGAUUCAAAUGGACCCUCACCACCCUGCGCAUUAUCUUGAGCAUCCAGUUUUCUUGGACUCAGAGAACCUGGAAGAUCUUACCAAACUGCGCGAUCACAUCCAGAAGAGCAGGAACAUGGUGAUUUUGCUGACGCCCGGCAUCUUUGAGCGGCCCUGGUGCUUGGUAGAGAUGGUCUCUGUGCCUUGGCUAGUUUAG